Eimeria necatrix is the source of this 1047-nucleotide messenger RNA. RefSeq lists its product as hypothetical. The transcript has 6 exons. The record is from RefSeq and is a predicted model, not a curated record. Gene Ontology annotation, molecular function: minus-end-directed microtubule motor activity; dynein intermediate chain binding; dynein light intermediate chain binding. Bases 1 to 1047 code for a protein of 348 amino acids. Lineage: Eukaryota; Apicomplexa; Conoidasida; Eucoccidiorida; Eimeriidae. Gene Ontology annotation, cellular component: dynein complex. Gene Ontology annotation, biological process: microtubule-based movement.
AUGGCUAUUUCAAAAGGGAAGCAGCUUGAAGUUUCCGAUCAAGAUAUAUUCAGCAGGAUGGACCUCUUCUGCCGGCGAAUUCAGAAGCUGAUAUCUAUGGUAGGUGUGCACUGGCCUAUACCUGAUGAAGGGAUGAGCGCAACUUUGCCGCCACUUAGGGCCAGCAACCUCAUGUGCAAAUGCUGUUCACGUGGAAUUUCUCCCGCUUCAUAUUCGACGAUUCAGCAGUUCAGCAACAUUGCUGACCAGAAGUUUGAAGGCAUGGAUAUAUAUGUAGACCGCUUCAAGGCUAUUUUUAAUGAUUUCAAGGUCAAGCGGCACGAUCUCUUAGACUUCUACAACAACCGCUUCGACCGAGACUUUGUGGAAUUUUCUGUCCGUGUUUCGAACUUGGAGAGCAGCAUGAUUCCGCAGAUAAAUGAAAUUUUUGAGACCACAUCUUCAAUCGACGAGUCGCUGCGGCUGCUCCAGAAGUUGCAAGAGACUGUAUUCAGUGAGAAUUUGAAAGCGGAGCUGAAGGGCAAAAUCAGCCUCAUCAUCCACCGGUACAGCAUUGAGCUGGUACAGAUCCAAGAGGAAUACGAACGGCACAAAACUAACCCCCCACCGAGCAAAGACAUGCCGCCAAUUCCCAACAACAUAAUUUGGGCUCGGGAUCUCUUGAAAAAAAUUGAGGUAGCUGAGACUUUAGUGGAAUAUGAACUGAGGUGGCACCAAGCUUGGACAGAAUGUGUCCAAGCCACGGCUGCGGGCUUGAAUAACAGCAUCCUCGUCCGGAACCCCAACACUGGCAAGUUGUCGAUAAACUUCGAUGGCGACAUCGCACGGCUGAUUCGGGAAGCCAAAGUACUGGAAAGGAUGAGCAUUGAUAUACCCGAGAGCGGCCGCAUCGUGUUUUUAAGAGAAAAAAAGCUGAAGGGAUGCUUUGACGAGCUCAAAUUUGUUCUUGAUGUGCGCAAGCUCCGCUUCGGCCUCCUUUUGCACAGCCUGCUACGAAAACUCGAUCAGUACCAUGGGGCCCAGACGUGCCCCUCUGCAAGAAAAUAA